This is a messenger RNA of Cucurbita pepo subsp. pepo (vegetable marrow), 4153 nucleotides long. Its product is annotated as RAF-like serine/threonine-protein kinase 20. The record is from RefSeq and is a predicted model, not a curated record. Lineage: Eukaryota; Viridiplantae; Streptophyta; Magnoliopsida; Cucurbitales; Cucurbitaceae. Gene Ontology annotation, molecular function: protein binding; ATP binding; protein kinase activity. Gene Ontology annotation, biological process: signal transduction; protein phosphorylation. Gene Ontology annotation, cellular component: cytoplasm.
AAAGUGGUAAAUAAUGGCAAUGGCAAUGGCAUAUCCUUGGAGGAGAUAAAUAAGAUGCUGAUACGAAUGCAAAAACCAGGUGGUGCCACGUGGGACGCUACCUGGCAAACAGGGAUCGCAUCUUCGCUUCGAACAACCAUCCUCCUCUGAAUCAGAGAAAGGGGGGGAAAACAGCGUCUAUGGCGGUCGUCUUUUCCAAUCCAUUCCAAUAAUCUUCUUAGUUUCAUCGUUAUUUCGUACUCCUUUUGUCUGGGGAUGGUCACUCUCUACCUCGGACUCCCCAAAUUCAGUACCCUGCUGUAAACAGAUGGAUAGCCCGACGACGACGCAAAGCUCAGCUCCUAAUUCGUCACCAGUCUCGAAUCCUGGUUCGAAUGAUGAAACCCCACGUGUUAAAUUCCUGUGUAGUUUCUUGGGGAAUAUAAUGCCUCGACCCCAAGAUAGUAAGCUUCGGUAUGUUGGGGGCGAGACGAGGAUUGUGAGCGUUCCGAGGGAUACGACAUAUGAGGAGUUGAUGAUUAAGAUGAAGGAACUUUAUGAAGGGGCUGCUGUGUUGAAGUACCAGCAACCAGAUGAGGAUCUUGAUGCUCUUGUGUCUGUUGUGAAUGAUGAUGAUGUGAUUAACAUGAUGGAAGAGUAUGAUAAGGUGGGUUCGGGAGACGGGUUCACUAGGCUCAGGAUAUUCUUGUUUUCGCAUCCUGAUCAAGAUGGUUCUUUGUCGUUUGUCGAUGGCGAUGAGAGGAAUACCGAGAGACGAUAUGUGGAUGCCCUUAAUAAUUCAAAUGACAUUAAUGAUUUUGUUAGACAGCAGCAGCCAGAUUCCCCUGUAAUCAAUGGCAUAGACGAUGUGCACGGGUCAGAACAUUUUUUGAAUCCGUUGAAUAUCGAAGGUAGUCUUCACUCCCAGAGGAGUUGCGAGCCGUUGUCACAAUAUCACCUGCAUCAGCUCACAAUUCCUCAUGUUGGAUCUGGGCAGCAACAACAAUCUGUAACUCAAAGGUAUGGUGAAAUGGAAGCUCCAUGGAGUCCUGCUUUACUUUCACCCAGGCAUCACGGUCCGUUUGAUUCAAGACCAGUCAGCGAAUAUCCAUCUUCUCCAUCCGCACGGUACCGUAUGCCAUUCCCGGAGUUCCCAGAUAAAUAUUUGGAAAGAAUGCCUGAAGACUAUGCGAGGCAGCAAAUGACUCACCAACACAUGUAUGAACAUCAACCGCUAUAUAACGAGAAUGUUGUCUGGAUGCCAAAUGGAACAAUUACUGAAAAGUCAGGUUUUCCGGGUAAUAUAUUACACGGACAUGGUGUUCCUGAUGCGAAUAGUUCUUGUGAAAAGUGCCGAGCCAAUUUCCAUCGGUAUCAAACACCCGUGGAGCAAGCUACGAUGUUAAAUGGACUUCCUCCUGAAUACCCUCAGAAUAGGGAGGCCCUGAUGCAAAAAGCCGACAUGAAGUUUCGUCAUGGUAAUUUCCCAAAUGAGCAAAAUAUUAACGAUCAUCGACCUGCUUAUAAUGACACACCUCCCCACGAGAGAGGAUGGAUUAUGCAGCAUCAGAUGAGUGUUCGGGGGGGUGACACGAGAGCACAUGUUUCUGGAGUGGGACGAUUGAAUGAUCACUACAUUGUGGAUGGUUCUGGUUCAAAUUUUCCUCCUACACAAAGUAAUGUAACUGAUGGCUACCAUGCUUCCCCGAAUUUUCAUGAUGAGGUGUUUCGUGACCCAGUUUUGCCUAGCGGACCGCAUAUGUGUGUUCCUCCUGCUGAAGAUCGUGGCGUUGGCUAUAUGAAUAUGUCGUAUGGAUAUGGAGGAGAUCUUCCGAUGGCACACAGGCAAAUCCCGCCUGGAAAUGCCUUGUGGCGAAAUGUUCAGAAUCCAUUGCAUAUUUCUCCCCCUUAUGAUGGAUCCGUUUCCCUUCAGCACGGGAAUGCUACUGUAAAUCCGGGAUAUAUCAGAGGUAUGCAGGAGGGUAGUCCACGGAUUCAUAUCGGCAUGGACCACCAAAAUCCUUGGAAUGAAUCCUCACAAAAAAUGUUGGGUAUCGACGGAGCAACUGGUUCAGAGCAUUUACCUCCGCAUGUUUCGAAGACUAACUCCACUAUUAUGGAACAUAUCCUACCACAUCUAGAUAAGGUAAACCUGGUCGACUCGUCUGCGCAGUGGUCGGAUUCUUCUUCAGGAUUUGUUCAUGAAAAAGUUGUUGCACCGUUUCAUUCUAGCCAAAAUCCACAACCGAGUGCGGUUAGUGUGGUUAAUGAAGCUAUGAUGAUGGAAAGAAAAAUUGUGCCUGUAGAAGGAGACAGACACGUCGUAACCGAUAUGGGGAAAGUUGACAUCGCCGAUGUACACACUGUUUCUCAUCAAGAGCAGAAAAACACUGAUGAUACAUAUUCCAAGGUCGCACCCCCUGAACUGUUAAAUUCAAAUUGCAUGAACGAUGCAGUAGAGAACGGUGAUAGCUUGGAACCGGCCGAGGAGACUCUAGAAGAGCCAAAACUUUCUGUCGACCGUCUGAGAUUUUUACCCGAGUUGAUUGCAUCUGUGAAGCGAGCAGCAUUGGAAGUAUCUGAAGGGGCAAUGAUUGAAGAAACAGCUUCAGGGAGACCUGAUUCAAUCGACAAAAAAGAGGCUGCAAACGAGAAUGCGCACGAGAAACCCGAGUUGGAAACUGAGAAUGACAAUCAAAGCUCUGGAAUUGAGCCAACAAAGGCAGAAGCAGAAGCAAUAUCAAGAGGAUUACAAACGAUUAAAAACGAUGAUCUGGAGGAGAUUCGUGAACUCGGGUCGGGAACCUAUGGUGCUGUUUAUCAUGGGAAAUGGAGAGGUUCGGAUGUCGCAAUAAAGAGGAUCAAAGCUAGCUGUUUUUCUGGUCGGCCCUCGGAAAGGGAACGUCUGAUAGCGGAUUUUUGGAAGGAAGCUUUGAUGUUAAGUUCUUUACACCAUCCAAACGUUGUCGCCUUUUACGGUAUCGUUCGUGAUGGACCUGAUGGGUCCUUAGCAACAGUAACAGAAUUCAUGGUGAAUGGAUCGUUGAAACAAUUUUUGCACAAGAAGGACAGGACCAUCGAUCGUCGUAAACGACUCAUUAUAGCGAUGGAUGCUGCAUUUGGGAUGGAGUAUUUGCACGGGAAGAACAUCGUACAUUUCGAUUUGAAAUGUGAAAACCUUUUAGUGAAUAUGAGAGACCCUCAUAGGCCUGUUUGCAAGAUUGGUGAUUUGGGAUUGUCAAAGGUGAGACAACACACGUUAGUAUCGGGAGGGGUUCGCGGAACUUUGCCAUGGAUGGCACCGGAGCUUCUUAGCGGGAAAAGUAAUAUGGUCACAGAGAAGAUUGAUGUUUACUCGUUCGGGAUAGUUAUGUGGGAACUGCUCACGGGAGACGAACCAUAUUCAGAUAUGCAUUGUGCUUCUAUAAUCGGAGGAAUCGUGCACAAUUCGUUACGUCCAGAAAUCCCGACAUGGUGCGACCCAGAAUGGAAGGCUUUAAUGUCGAGCUGUUGGGACUCGGACCCAGCAACGAGGCCAUCAUUUUCAGAAAUCUCUCAGAAGCUAAGGAACAUGGCAGCUGCAAUGAAUGUGAAAUAGUUGUAACCUUGAACACAACCCAUCCACUGUUCCCAUUCAUAGGCUAAGCCAAGAAUUGGCAAAAAGGAGACUUUUUAAAUGAUUGAAAGCAUAAUUUUUGCAACUUUUAGGCCACUUGCUGGUUCUCACAAAGUGUAAGAAGGCUAUUAGAUUUGAAGUCAUUCUCUUGUGGAACCCUUUUCUUUAGGCUAUUACCCUACAAACUAAGGUCAUUGCAUUGCUGGGAGCCCUACAACAAGUACAGAUAUGAGGAGAUAUCCAUGAUAUGCAAUGCGAAUGAUUUCACUUGGGAUUUUGCCGUUCGAAGCGUACGGUAUGGUACGAUACAUAUAUAUAUAUAUAUAUAUGUUGAUUCUGCUAUAGUUUUCUGGGAAACCUGUUGUUUUUGUUUUUCCUUUGUUAUUUUUCACUUCUGUGGUGGGAGUUUUUGUAAAUAAAAGAGAGUUGGGGGAUGAAAUUGAAAAGAUCAUGUUUGGUGAAGGGAAUGAUACUGCUACAAGUCUACAGUGUUCUUCCAUGGAUCUGAGAUGAAACUUAAUUAAAUUUAUUAUACAUAUAAGUUUUGAGUUUUGAGAA